UGUUAAACUAGCGGAAGACGAAGAUGUAGCAAUCACGCUUCGCGUGCAGGUUCACGCGUAUCGGCUCAGUAUUCGUCGUCUGUUCCAAUUGCUGCCGCAUAUUUUGAAAGAGAAUCAGUAUACUGCCAUGAGUGAUCAAAAGGAUCAGGCUGACGCCAAUGCUGCAACUCAAGGGCGUCCUCCAUCCGGUUCGGAUGCAACACUGUCGGCGCAAAGGCAACGGAAGAAGCACAGAAAGAAGCACAAGGAAGAAGGAAGUAAAGGAGCGAGUUCGACCGAAAACAUCUCCUCGCCAGCUAGCUUGGAAGUCUCCAGCCUGGGCACUCAUCCUCGAAGUCCAACGAGCUCUGCACCUCCAUUACCGGGUAGAGUUGUUCCUGCUGCAGUUAUCGUUGACAGCCCCAUUGUGGAGGCUCAAGGGCCAGACAUACGAGACCCUUCUACCUUGACUAAUCGGGAAGUUAUUGAGCGAGGACCUCCGGCAAAGUCUGCUGCAGCGCCAGGUGUUCUGGUGUCGGUUCCUGAGCCUUCUGAGAAGUACCUCAACCGACGUAACAAGGGCGGAAUGAACAUCGGCAUUGCGUUGCUUGUCGGGGCCCUUGUCACAUUCGCUGUGUGGGUGGUAUUCCUGUCGGUCAUGGACAAGCAUCCCACGGAGAAACACAUCGUGAACGAUACCAGGACGACCCAUGACUAGCAUUUUGAAACUUCUAUUGUGUAACGAAAUUCUAUAGACGGUCAGUUGAAAGCUCUGUCGCACGGUGUACGUGGACGUCUUCAAGCUCGUCACGGCUGCUGCCUCCGUUGAAAAUACAUUACAAUACAAAAUACUUA
Messenger RNA from Ornithodoros turicata, 834 nucleotides. RefSeq lists its product as uncharacterized. The transcript has 2 exons. NCBI's taxonomy places the organism in Eukaryota, Metazoa, Arthropoda, Arachnida, Ixodida, Argasidae. The record is from RefSeq and is a predicted model, not a curated record. The coding region runs from base 128 to 697 and encodes 189 amino acids.